AUGGCCUCACAGAACCGUGACCUGGCUGCUGUCAGUGCCGCCGCAGCCUCCUGUAAGGGGGCCGAGCCUGGGGUUGGCGAGGCCUGCAGAUCCGUGGGCAAGAGGUUACAGCAGGAAUUGAUGACCCUAAUGAUUGAAGAAGAACUGAGGUACAAGCUCUCCCUGGAGUUCCCCAGCGGCUACCCAUAUAAUGCUUCCACUGUGAAAUUUGUCACACCUCGUUACCAUCCUAAUGUGGAUACCCAAGGCAAUAUCUGCUUGGACAUCCUCAAGGACAAGUGGUCAGCUCUGUGUGAUGUCAGGACCAUUCUACUAUCUAUCCAGAGUCUGUUGGGAGAACCCAACAUUGACAGCCCAUUGAACAUACAUGCUGCUGAACUUUGGACAAAUCCCACAGCCUUUAAAAAGUACCUGCUGGAAACCUACAUGAAGCAGGUGACUAGACAGGAGCCCUGA
Dromiciops gliroides (monito del monte) is the source of this 456-nucleotide messenger RNA. RefSeq names its product ubiquitin-conjugating enzyme E2 C-like. The transcript is spliced from 2 exons. The record is from RefSeq and is a predicted model, not a curated record. The coding region runs from base 1 to 456 and encodes 151 amino acids. NCBI's taxonomy places the organism in Eukaryota, Metazoa, Chordata, Mammalia, Microbiotheria, Microbiotheriidae.